Molecule: messenger RNA, 3030 nt
Organism: Rotaria sordida
Lineage: Eukaryota; Metazoa; Rotifera; Eurotatoria; Philodinida; Philodinidae
Source: the annotation of a GenBank genome assembly
AUGUCGGAUAUAUCACAUGUUGGUACGAAUGAAGAUUAUUUUCAAUUAAUUGAAACAAAUGAAAAUCGAAUAAAUUCAUCAUCAAGAACGAGUUUUGAAAUUUUAGAAAGACAAUAUGAUUUUAUUCAACCGAAAAAUGAUACUAUUACAUAUGAAAAUAAUUCAAAUUCGAAUAUAAAACAGGAUAAUUCAAAUAAUAAGAAUUUUUUUUCAAAUCUAAGUGAAAAUAUUGAUUUGAAAAAUAAUGGUACGGAAUCGAUGAUGAAUUCAAAUAGUAAAGAAAAGUGCAUAAAAACAAGUGAAAACAUCUGUGAUGUAUCACCAUCAAUGAUGCGAUCGAUUUCUUCUAUUUGUUCUCCAUCGUCAUUUGUUUCAUCUAAUAAAACGGAUAAAAAAGAACGAUCGAUAUUUGAUCAUCAUAGAUCAUCACUUAAAGGUUUAUCUUCAACAAAAAAUUUCUCAAAUAAAUCUAAUCGUCGAUCAACACUUGCUGCUUUUCAUCUAUCAGAUUUAAAUUGUCAAAAUAAUCUUGUAUUUGAUAAUAUAAAUGAAUAUAUUCAAGAUAAACAUAUUGAUAAAACAAUCAGUCAUCAUUCAAUUAAUUUAAUUAAAGAAAAUUCUUUUAAUUCAAUUGAUAAUAUAAAUAAUCAAUUUUCGACCUCAAAUUCAGAUUUAGAAGAAUAUUAUGAUAAAGGAAGAACAAAAAUAAAAUUAAGUUUACCAAUGAAAUCAAUUAAAAAUAAUUCUUAUGAUAAAUCAAAUGAAAAUCGUUCAAAUCGAAAUCGAGAUAGAGAACAAAAAAUAAAAACAAUUAGAUCUGGAUCAAUUCAAGGAGAAUUUACAUUACCAACAAAUCCUCCAAUAACAGUAACUAUUCAACCACAAACAAAUAUAAAGGAAAAUUUAUCAAGAGAUAAUUGUUUUCAUGAUGAUCAAAUAUGUUCACCUGAACAUAUUAUUAAUCAAUAUAAACAAAGAACAGCAAGUGAUUCUCCAUUAAAAAAUUCAUCAACAAUUGUUUCAUAUUUUAUGGAUCUAUUAAAACCAAGUGAUAAUAAAUUAGCUUUGAAAUUAUUUGGAAGUCGAAAAGGUCUUCUUAAAGAACGUUUAAGACAACAAAGAGCUGGACAUUGUAUUAUUCAUCCUUGUUCAAAUUUUCGUUUUUAUUGGGAUUUAAUUAUGUUAACAUUAUUAAUAACAAAUGUUAUUGUCCUUCCUGUUGCUAUUGCAUUUUUUAGUGAUGAAAUUAAUUCAGCACGAUGGAUUAGUUUUAACGUUAUUUCUGAUGCUUUUUUUCUUUUUGAUAUUCUUGUUAAUUUUCGAACGGGUGUAUUAAGAAAUGAUUUUAUUGAUGAAAUAAUUCUUGAACCACGUUUAAUAGCAAUUAAUUAUCUAAAAACUUGGUUUAUUCUUGAUUUAUUAAGUUCACUUCCAGUUGAUUAUUUUUUUUUAUUAUUUGAUGCGGGAGAUAAUAUCGGAGGAUAUUCAAUAGCACGUACAGGUCGAGCUAUUAAAGUUCUUCGACUUGUUAAAUUACUUUCAUUACUUCGAUUACUUCGAUUAUCACGUCUUGUCAGAUAUAUUCAUCAAUGGGAAGAGCGACAUCGAGUCAGAUAUCGAUCGAUAGAACUUCGUGCGGCCAAUUUUCUUCGAUUUUUAUCAAUAGCAAGUAUGGUUAUGCGCAUUCUUAAUUUAUUAGCAUUAAUUAUAUUAUUGGCACAUUGGAAUGGAUGUUUACAAUUUAUGAUUCCAAUGUUUCAAAAUUUUCCAUCUGAUUGUUGGGUUGCACUUAAUGCUCUUCAAAAUGCUCCAUGGACAGAACAAUAUACUGUUGCACUAUUUAAAGCACUUUCACAUAUGCUUUGUAUUGGUUAUGGACGUUAUCCUCCUCAAAGUUAUGUUGACAUGUGGUUAACAAUGCUUUCAAUGGUUAUUGGAGCAAUGUGUUAUGCUGUUACAAUUGGACAUGUAUCAGCACUUGUUCAAAGUUUUGAUACAUCAAGACGUUUAUAUAAUGAAAAAUUUAAACAAGUUGAAGAAUAUAUGGCAUGGAGAAAAUUACCUCGAGAAAUGCGUAAUAGAAUAUCUGAUUAUUAUGAACAUCGUUUUCAAGGAAAAAUCUUUCAUGAAGAUAACAUUUUAAAUGAACUUUCUGAAAAAUUAAGAUUGGAUGUUAUUAACUAUAAUUGUCGAUCUCUUGUUUCAUCGGUACCAUUUUUUACAAAUGCUGAUCCAAAUUUUGUUUCGGAUGUUGUUACCAAAUUACAGUUUGAAGUAUUUCAGCCAGGUGAUCAAAUAAUUCAUGAAGGAACUAUUGGAGAUAAAAUGUAUUUUAUACAAGAAGGUGUUGUAGAUAUAAUUAAAUCAGAUGGACAAGUUUUAACAACUUUAUCUGAUGGAUCUUAUUUUGGAGAAAUUUGUUUAUUAACACGAGCUAAACGUGUAGCAGGUGUUCGUUGUGUAACAUAUUGUAAUUUAUAUUCAUUAGAUUCAAGUCAAUUUGAAACAGUUCUUGAAUCAUAUCCAUUGAUGAGAAGAACAAUUGAAUCAGUUGCUGCUGAAAGACUUAAUAAAUUAGGAAAAAAUCCUUCAAUUAUAUCAACACGACAUGAUUUAAAACUUGAUACAGCUGCUUUAAAAGAUAUGAUUAAUCGUGCAACACCUCAACCAUCAAGUGAUGAAGAAGAUGAAGAUGAAGAUGAAGAAGAAGAAGGAGAUAAUAUAUCAUUAUCAUCAUCAUUAUAUAAAAAUAAACACAGUCAUUUUAAAUCUUCAUUAACAUAUAUUCAUGAUCAAAUGAAUAAAUCAAAUGAUUAUUUACAAUAUUUACAUAAAAAAAAAACAAAAAAAAAAUCUUCAUUCGGAAAUAAAAAAUCUCAACGGACUUAUUUAGCUGCUCCAACAUCAACAAUUGAUUCAACAACAGAUCAAUAUCAACAUAGAAUUCGUAAAUCUCUAACAACUCCUUUAUCUCUUUUUCGAAAAACUCGUUCAUCAACAACUGUUUUUUCUAAUCAACCUUGUUCAUAG